Symsagittifera roscoffensis is the source of this 2311-nucleotide messenger RNA. Its product is annotated as organic cation transporter protein-like. The transcript is spliced from 3 exons. Gene Ontology annotation, cellular component: membrane. The record is from RefSeq and is a predicted model, not a curated record. Gene Ontology annotation, biological process: transmembrane transport. Gene Ontology annotation, molecular function: transmembrane transporter activity. NCBI's taxonomy places the organism in Eukaryota, Metazoa, Xenacoelomorpha, Acoela, Convolutidae. The coding region runs from base 425 to 2134 and encodes 569 amino acids.
UUUGCUUUUAGAGAAUCUGAAAUUAAAUUUGAUUGCGAUUAGUAUCAUCAAGAAUUGGCACAAAUUUAUUUUGCAACCGAGAGUAAAAUCCCCUUAUUGAUAUGUUACUCUAAUUUUUUUUUGUUUUGUUUCAAAAUUAAAAAUUUUUAUUUCAACUCUGAACUCAACUCUUGCUAUCUUUUCAGAAGUAUUUAACGCGCAACUGAUGUUUUCAGCUCAGAACAUCAUAGCCUUGAAAACGCAAACGGAAACUCAACUCAAACAUACUCAUUCAAAUUGAAGUUUCGUAGACUUCUAUUUCUCUCAACCACACAAACUUAUCAACUUCAAAGUAUGUGAUUUUCUAGACCAGAUUACUGAGUGGUUUGACAUCACUGCAUAAGAGACAUACAGAAAACAAUCAUUACACUUGGUAACAGAAGUUAUGACAGCUGGCUCUUCAGAAAAUGAUCUCUCCUCGAUUCCAACCAUCGACGAAGUGUUUCUGGAACAGAAGUUCUCGACUCGCUACAAGGUGUUGAUGAUAACUUUGGGAUCUCUGGCUUCGACUUAUUGUGGCAUCUGGAUGAUAUCACCCGCCUUCUACCGGUUCACAGUGCCCUAUACUUGCAGUGACCAGGGUGGAAACAUGUCGCCAGUAUCGACUGAAACAGUCCAUACAUCACUGGACCAACAGGCUACAUGUGACAUCAGUGACACUUGUUCGGCCUGGGCUUUCAACUACUCAACGAUAGACCGAAAAACUUCAAUCCAGCAAUCAUUCGAGCUAGUUUGCGAUGACGAAAUCUACCUGAAGCUCCACGGCAGCAUGUACUUCCUCGGAAUGUGCUUCGGAUCCGUUCUCGGCGGCUACCUCAGCGACAGAAUGGGAAGGAAGAAGUUUUUUCAACUUUCUUGUAUCUUUGGGAUAAGUUUGUCAAUUUGGAUGGCUUUCAGUGAGUCACUUAUAGUCCAUUUGAUCUGCUUCUGUGCUGUCAGCGCUUUCGAGUUGGGCGCAGUCAUUUCAAUGUUCGCCCUAGUUGUCGAAGCCGGAUCGGCUAACUCCCGGUUCGCAGCAUCCCUACUUUCUGGUCUAUCUUUCACAGUUGGCGUUCCCCUAUGCGCGCCUCUGGCAAUGAUCUUUGAAAACUGGCGACAUCUAGUUCUGGCAAUCUCGUGUCUCAUCUUUCUCGGGCUGUUUGUAUCUCUGUUUAUAGACGAAAGCCCGCGGUGGUUAUGGGCCGAAGGAAGGUACGAAGAAGUGUUUGACUCUGUGAAAAAAGCCUAUCGACUCAAAAACGAAUCUGUUCCGCCCGAAACCAAAAAAGUUUUCGCGGCUCUUAUUUUGAAAGGAAAUGACAAAAAAGGCAUGAUUUCAUCUAUUACAAGAGACUUUAAAAACGUAUUUGGCUUACCGUGGUUCAAAGGCGCAGAAAACAAUGAGAAAAAAUAUUCGAAAGAAGAGAAUCCACAAUUUUCGACCAAGUCAAUCUGGCUUAUUUGGAAAUAUCCGACACUUUGCGUGCGACUGGUUAUUUUAACUCUUCAUUGGAUAUGUGUGAAUUCUUUAUACUAUGGGCUGACUUUCGGGGCCGAAAUGCUAGAGCAAAAUAUCUAUAUUUUCGUGGUCACUCAAGGGUUAUCGGGGUUGGUAGGAAACAUUUCUGGUUUUAUUUUUUUGAAAUAUUUCGGCCGGAAAACAAUUGCGGUGGCAGCUCUCGCCUUUUCGGCUUCUUGUUACCUAGCUUGCGCCUUUAUCUCGCUGUCAAACGUAGCAGUUAUCUUGGCUAUAACCUUUUCGGCCAGAGCAGCUUUGGAAUUGUUCUUUAUUCUAUGUUACCUUUGGACCGCAGACCUAAUGCCGACUGUAAUCCGAACUUCGGCUCUCGGGUUUGCGUCACUGGUGGCUCGGAUUUUUGGCCUGGCAUUACCAUUUGUGGAUUAUUUAGAACGAAUUCACAACUCGGGUCCACUUUUGUUCUUUGCGGUUUUCGGAUAUGCUGUGCUGAUGUCGACAUUUUUGCUUCCCGAAUCGAAAGGACAGCAGCUCCCGAACUCACUCGAAGAGGGAAACAACUUCGGGAGAAAGAAAAGCCAAAAUAAACUAGAAAUUCUUCGCACAAAGAUGGAUUGUGUAUCUGGCACAGAAGUUUGAUCAAUUAUAUCACAAAAAAGCUAUUUUUUAUACAUCAAAUUGUACAGCAUCAGAAUGCACACCUUUCUAACCAAUUAUUAUUCAGAUAGACAUCGAAAGUGUUUUAAUUGAUAUAACAGUUGUUGUGGAUCGGUGCCAAGCAAGAAAAAAACUACGAACAUUUUUGAUGAGACCGCU